UGGGUUGUUUCUGAGAAGAAGGAGUAUUGUGUUUUUUAACUUAUUAUUAUUAUUAUUAUUAUUAUUACUUAGUCAUAGUUGUGUCGUACAUUUUUGCUGUCGCAUACCAUAAUAUAAUGAUGUGAUUUUUAGACACAUGUUGGUACAACAACGAUCUCAAGAUAGUGACAUGCAUCCGCCUUCUGACGUACGAAGUUGUCACUGGCGAUUGGAAAGUGGCAUCGGUAGCGACUCAAAUUUGAGUAAAAAGCGUGAUAUUGGUUUCAUGAGAAAAUCAACAUUAUUGAGACGGUUAUGGGGUUCGUAUAAGCCACUUUCGGAGCGAACUUCGCGAUUUUCAAGUUCUUUUUAUGAUUGGCACUACGGAAAAUCAAACGCCAGCUUGAACUCCAAUACUUCUUCUCCUGAGCAUGUAAAGUGCAAAUGCAAAUGUGGAAGCGAGGAGUUCAAAACGCCCCCUGUACCCCAAAAGGUCGUUAACACAAAAUUACAACCCCAAGCUUCAGAACAGAAAAUUCCGCCAGAAGAGUCUGCCAAAUUGAAGUCACAUUUUAGCUCUAGUCGAUCACGGAAAACAUGCCCUAGUUCAUCAUCAUUGGAAAAUCCAACAAGUUCCAACAAUAGCAGGUCGAGCACAACGAAAAACACCAGCGUUACCGAGGCUGACUCAGAAAACUGUAGCACUACAACCACGGACAAUUCUGAUUCAGCCUACACCAACACUAAUACUAACUUCACUGCCGCUUCAACCGAUAACUCAACAGCGUACACAAGCGUAUUUUCCGAUCAGUUCAUUGAAGAAAAUGGAAAUGUUGGCGAAACCGAAUGUCAAAAUAUACCGCAAGUGAACAAUAAGUUACUUCCUGAGGGAUUAAAUGAUAAUUCCACUCAGACUGCAACCACCACAAAUUUAAAUGUGAUUUCUAACAUUCAAUUGAGCCAAUCAACGCUAAACCUAAUAUUCAAUCAGGUCAUGCAAGACGCUCGAAAAUCGUCGCACACUGACAUUAAUAUAAGCGCAGUCAGUAGUCGUGACGUACCUACAGCAGAACCUCAUGUUAUCCAAGUCAAACAGGUGCCCAGCUUUUAUUUAAAAACGGAAGAAGAUAAAGUUGUCAACGCAGAUCACCAUCGGAUCUUAAAAUGCAUGGUUAGCACUGCGCGAACUGAUUUGUAUGGAAAAAGCUCUGAAGUGCAAGGAACUGUUGUACCUAGAUAUUCAGCUGUACCCCGUACCACGUCGAUGGAAGUCAACACUUCUUCGGCCGACUCGACCGACAAGGAAGACAAUAUUAGUUUAGUAGACAGCCUGGAAGGGUCAUGUUCUCCGUAUACAGAUAUGAAUCUUAACAGCAGGUUUGAUGAUAAACCAGUCAGAGGAGACAUUUCGCCUUUGUUACCAGACAAUAGCAUUAAAUCCAAUAAAUAUGAAAAGGCGUCGGUUUUCUUCAUACCAAUAGAGACUAAUUCGAAUACCGAAGUUAAGCCGGUGGCAGACCAUCUACCGGAUAAAGUGAGGGAACGGUUGUCUAAUCGGCAGAUUAGGCGUCAACAAAAGUGUCGCGAAACAAAGGACUCGGCAAAAUCGGACAGCAAUUACGUUAGUGCAAGUGAUAAUGGUCAUCAGAUGAACCUCGACAAUAGUAAGCAAAGGUUAUUAAAUUCAUUGCCCGACAUUAACUCCAAUAAGUGCAAGAAAAAAACCAAACCGCUACUGCCAAAUAUAGAAUCAAUGAAAAAAACGAAAUGUAAAACCAGUCCAAAAAGUGAAGGUUUAGAAAAACCCAAGGAAAGGUCAAAGCAGAAUAAGAAAAAAAUCGGAAAACCUCAGUCAGACCAACACGAGAAACCGCCACACUGGAUUUCAAAAACGCAACACACCGUUUUGGAACAGCUAUCGCCGUUGUACAUCACCAAGCGAGAUUACGCCUACAGCGUUGUCCCCAAUCGAAUUUACCAUAAGACUGAAUUCACGAACUCAAAUAAGCACAUUGAAAUUUUGGAGAUUGUAGACUGCAUCGAACCUUUGUCUCAUCGCGAAAGUUCCCGACGACACCCCAAGACGAAACACUCCAAAAUCCCGGUUUUGGUACAGUCGAAAUUGCCAAGCAUCUCCAAAAGUGUUAAAAAUGAAAAGCCGAGAUUUUUGGAUUUCGAACAAGGCCAAGAAGAUGACCCCAAAAUUGACCAGCUAAUUGCCAACAUAUUAAUAGACGCUUUGAAUAAGAACGAACCGCAAAGUUCACCCGAAGACAAAGCGAGCGACCACAAAGUCGAGAAACGUCCACCGGUGACCCCGCCCGCUCCUCUUCGACAAUCCAAUAAGUAUCAACAGAUAUUUGAGGCGAUCCCAGAGGAGCGCGCUUCGUUGAAAUCCUCGUCUGAGGAUGCUUCCGAUCCAACUAAGCGUACCGAGAAAGAAGAGCGAAAACAGGGAGCAAGUGGAGAGAAUGAGUCGUCCGUACCAAAAGGUUGGGUUACAUUCUACACGGUUCCUAAAGGUGAAGACAGCACUUCUGAAGAAGGAAGGACGCAUAAGUUGGUUGCUGAUAGAACCGAUUGUAAAGAAAAUUUGAAAUGCGACUACAACCAACACCUAAAUUAUACUAUGGCCAGCCCUGAUGAUACGAAAGCACAGAAUGUAGAGCAAAAGCUUAAUCGUCAAAUACAUGUAGUUCCUUCAGUUAUUCGUGAUAGUUUCGAUACGUGGAGUAGUAGCGAUCAAGAAAAACAUACGAAAAUUCUAUAUCCUUUGCCAUCGAUUUAUAAAAAUCAACCGCAGAAAAAGAGCAGAGCGAGAAAUUCACAUUCAUUCCCAUCGAACAAAUCAACAUCUGGUGAAUGGACGGUGACCGUGAGCGGUGUAACGAGCGGACGAGACUUUGCACCCGAUUUGGAAAUGCGUCUCACAUUUCCCCACAACAAAAAAUCACUUCCAGAUGACUCUGCUGCAAAAAAAAAUGUUAGAAAGAAAGGCGCACCGGAGACUAAUAAACAUUCUGGGCAACUACCACACCUAAAGCAGAGAGGUGCCAAAACUACCAGGUUGUGUGAAAGCGGCCAUUUUGGAUCAAACAUUAGAGAUUUUUCUAUUGUGGAACCAAGACAAACACGUACAAGUACUAGAAGGCUUCUCUUAAAUAGACCAAGAGGACAUCUGUCACCUGGUGAUUAUCUAGAAAUAGAUACGGAUAAUAGGUAUUGUCCAAAACAUUCUUCUUACAGUCAUAUGGCGGAGAUUCUUAGAAGAAUUCCCGAAUUAUUGAAAGUCACCGGAAAUGCUAUUAGUCCUGAGCGCAAACCGCGAGCAGCCACCAUGAGUGAAAAAGACCUUACUAAGCAUGUGUACAGAAAUUCGUAAAUGUUAUAAGUAUUUGUAAUUUCAUAUGAAAUGUUUAAUAAAUGCAUCUUAGUACCUGCCA
Messenger RNA from Photinus pyralis (common eastern firefly), 3422 nucleotides. RefSeq lists its product as uncharacterized. The transcript has 6 exons. The coding region runs from base 137 to 3361 and encodes 1074 amino acids. The record is from RefSeq and is a predicted model, not a curated record. Lineage: Eukaryota; Metazoa; Arthropoda; Insecta; Coleoptera; Lampyridae.